Molecule: messenger RNA, 799 nt
Organism: Dipodomys ordii (Ord's kangaroo rat)
Lineage: Eukaryota; Metazoa; Chordata; Mammalia; Rodentia; Heteromyidae
Product: histone H1.3
Exons: 1
Coding region: 34-699 (221 amino acids)
Biological process (GO): nucleosome assembly
Cellular component (GO): nucleosome
Molecular function (GO): structural constituent of chromatin; DNA binding
Source: RefSeq, a predicted model, not a curated record
GCUUACUUUUGGCUCUUCUUACGAGGCAGAAAGAUGUCGGAGACUGCUCCUGUUGCUCCCGCAGCCCCCGCACCUGCGGAGAAGACACCUGCGAAGAAGAAGGCGAAGAAAGCUGGCGCUGCCGCUGGGAAGCGCAAGGCGACCGGACCCCCGGUGUCCGAGCUCAUCACCAAAGCUGUGGCCGCCUCCAAAGAGCGCAACGGGGUGUCUCUGGCCGCGCUCAAGAAGGCGCUCGCGGCAGCCGGCUACGACGUGGAGAAGAACAACAGCCGCAUCAAGCUGGGUCUGAAGAGCCUGGUGAGCAAAGGCACCCUGGUGCAGACCAAGGGCACCGGCGCCUCCGGCUCCUUCAAGCUCAACAAAAAGGCGGCCUCCGGGGAGGCCAAGCCCAAGGCCAAGAAGGCGGGCGCGGCUAAGCCUAAGAAGCCUGCCGGCGCAGCCAAGAAGCCGAAGAAGGCGACUGGCUCCGCCACUCCUAAAAAGAGCGCCAAGAAGACCCCUAAGAAGGCGAAGAAGCCUGCAGCGGCUGCUGGGGCCAAGAAAGUUGCCAAGAGCCCGAAAAAGGUGAAGGCAGCCAAGCCAAAGAAGCCUGCCAAGAGUCCUGCAAAGGCGAAAGCCCCUAAGCCUAAGGCUGCCAAGCCUAAAGCUGCCAAACCCAAGGCCACGAAGGCCAAGAAGACCGCUCCGAAGAAGAAGUAAGGUUGUGGUAGGACGCCCUGCUGUGAAAAUCUCAACGGCUCUUUUCAGAGCCACCCACACAUUCAAUUCAAAAGAGCUGAGCUUUGGGUGACAAUUUAAA